This is a messenger RNA of Monopterus albus (swamp eel), 3163 nucleotides long. RefSeq names its product butyrobetaine (gamma), 2-oxoglutarate dioxygenase (gamma-butyrobetaine hydroxylase) 1 (gene bbox1). Lineage: Eukaryota; Metazoa; Chordata; Actinopteri; Synbranchiformes; Synbranchidae. The record is from RefSeq and is a predicted model, not a curated record. Bases 149 to 1492 code for a protein of 447 amino acids. Gene Ontology annotation, molecular function: iron ion binding; gamma-butyrobetaine dioxygenase activity. Gene Ontology annotation, biological process: carnitine biosynthetic process. The transcript is spliced from 8 exons. Gene Ontology annotation, cellular component: mitochondrion.
GUCAUCCAGCGUCACCCUCAACCUUUCACCUACUUCCCCGUUCUCAGACUCACUGACAGCCGCGAGACAACACCGGCAUUUGAGCUGACGGAGGCGACGUCUGUGUUGAAGAGGAACUGUCGUCAGAAUAUUACAGAGCCUUUCAGACAUGUGGAUGAGUACAUUUGCGUGCUUCGCCCUGAAGAGGAGCACUUCUUCCAUGGCCUGUCAGGCUCUGAGGGCUUGUCGUAAACCAGGGCUACUCCCUUCUUGUCUGACUUCAGUGCAGUUUUGUGGGCAGCAUACACUGGGGUCAGCCUCCGUCCCUGUGGCUCGCCACUCUGUGAGACACGUCCGGGCUCUGGAUGAGGAGAGGCUGAUGGAAGUGGAGUGGGAGGAUGGACGCCACAGCCUGUAUCCCUUUACCUGGCUGAGAGACAACUGCCAGUGUCCCAUGUGUACCCUGCAUUCGGCUCAGGCCCGGAAAUUGUUGAUGUCUGAUGUUGAUAUCCACACAGGAGUUGAUGUUGUGGAGGUCACCAGUGACAACAAGGUGUCCAUUGUGUGGCCCAACCAGCACACCAGUGUGUUUGAUGCAGACUGGCUGAAGAAACGCUGCUUCUCACCUGCUGCCAGACAAGCAGUGCGAGAAGAGCUUUUCCUCAACAAGCGUUAUUACUGGGACUCUAAACUGCGUCUUCCCACAGCCAACUACCAGGAGGUCCUCCAUGACGAUAAAGCGGCGCUGGCUUGGCUCUUGGCCCUGCGUCGUGUUGGCAUCGUCUACCUGAAGGGGGCUCCGGCAGAGCAGGGCCAAGUGGCCAGACUCGCUGAGAGGAUUGGCUAUCUCAGGCUGACAUUCUACGGGCACACAUGGCAGGUCCAGGACAAACACAUGGCAAACAAUGUAGCCUACACUUCAGGAAGGCUCAGUCUCCAUACAGACUACCCUGCGUUACACUUCGCACCUGGGGUGCAGUUUCUGCACUGCAUCAACCAGGCUAUGGAAGGAGGCAUGAGCGAGGUGGUGGAUGGCUUCCACAUGGCCAAGCAGCUGCAGAGAGAAGAUCCAGAGGCCUUUCACACACUCACCUCGCUCCACGUGGAUUUUACCGACACGGGGACAGACUACUGUGACUUCAUGCUGCAGUCCAAGAAGCGCAUCAUUGAUGUUGAUGCCGAGGGCAGAGUUGUGAGGAUAAACUACAACAACGCCACCAGAGAUUCAGUGUUGGACCUCCCGCUACAUCAGGUUCAGCCCUUCUACAGAGCCCUGAAGGCCUUUGUGGACCUCAUGAACCGACCAGAGAACAUGGUGACCUACACAAUGGAGCCAGGCGACAUAGUGACCUUUGAUAACUGGCGACUGCUACAUGGACGAAGGAAUUACAUUAGCAGGCCAGACAAGUUGCGACACCUGGAGGGAGCCUACCUAGACUGGGAUGAAGUCAUGUCUCGACUCCGGAUACUCAGGAGGUUGGUCCAGGAGCAUCAGAAACACUGCCAAACCUAAAUGGGCAGGUUUACAGCCUUUGCAGAAAAUCUAAACAAUUUCAGGCGCCUAAAAACUACAAGCUAAAUGAACGGUGAAUGAAACGGUGAGUUAGGAUGCUUUCGUUUUGACUGGAUAAAAUCUGCAAGGCUUAAAUGUUAACAGAAACAUUUCGAACGUGUAAAAUGCAACGCUGCAAUGCAAAGAUUAAGAAACACCUUGUACUGAAAUGUAAAGGUGCUUUUGAACUGAUUAGUCAUAGUGACUAGUGACAAAUACAUUUUUAUAAACUUAAAUGUAACUACGAAGUUUUAUGCAUCAUCUGUGGUGUUCCACAUUACUAUGAUAGUGUAACUUAAAUAUUUUCUAAACUGACUGACAUUCCCAGUUCUCUGGUAAAUUGUUUGGUACAAGAUGUUCUGACUUUCUCCAGAAUCUCCUAUUUACUAUAUUUAGUGUUUGCAAUUUUGGCUGAUGACAUGAUUCACGAGGGUUUGUUCACUCUAUAGUAAAUUGCCAAUAUAUAAAGUGAGCAGUGAAUGAGACCAUGUAAAUUGCAUCAUAAUACUUAAACCAAGUUUACAUCAUACACCGAUCAGCCACAACAUUAAAGCUAUCUGCCUAAUAUUGUGUGGGGCCUCCUCAUUCGGCCAAAACCGGCUCUGACCCACUGAGGCGUGGGCUCUACAAAACCUCUCAACAUGUUCUCUGUUGCCAAGUGUUUGCUCAGGUGGGAUUUGUUAGGUUUUCUCUAUAGAGAAUAUGAAGCUACAUCACGCUGUGCUGAAUGUUGGGACGGGGGUGCCAUUUUGGGAGGGAGGCACUGACUGUAUUUACAGUACAUUCUUGUUUGGCUAAAAAGUUGUGAAAAUUCAGAAUGGACAACUUUAGCUGAAGUUUAGCUCAACAGGGCUGACCUGUGCUGAUGGGAAAACGCCAGUCUAGCCUACGUAGUUUGGCCCUUGUCAGAGUUGCUCAGGUCCUUUGGUUUGCCCAUUUUUCCUGCUUUCAGCACAUCAGUUAACAUAUCCCUUAUACAGCAUGUCCCACCUCUUGAUAAUGAGAUAAUAUUGUUCACUUCACCUGCCAGUGGGUCUAAAUGUUGUGACUGAUCAGUGUACAAAAUGUCUUACCAGCUGCUUUAGUUUCUCCCCCCUGUACCUCCACUGUUUAAUCUUGCACCUACAUAAAGGAUGAGAUGUCCUGGGCUCUCCUUUAAUUAUGUAGAGUUGCAGUCUAAAUUCAGAAUUCCCUAAAGCUAUAGUAACAGCACUUAAAUGUUUUCAGCAGUAUGCAUUAGAUUUCUUUUAUUACAGUGGGAUGUGGGCAGAGUUUUCAGAGAAUGGUAUCUUGGGCAACCAAGAUCCAAAACUGUCUGCAUGGCUUCCACAGGCCAGUGAUAAAAGGCCUUUUUGUAAUAAAACAAUAGGUACUGUAAACUAAUGUUUAAAACACACAAGUUAUGUUAUGUUUCAGUGAGGCCAGUCUGAUAUUUAUUCUGCAGGUGCUAGAUAUGUCUUGCUUGUUCACUGCUUUUUGCCAAAAGAAAAAAAAAGAAUCGGCAGUUUAUCUACAAGCUUCCAAUCUUUUGCUGUAGCCAAAGAGCCACUUAGUUUAAAGUGUCCAUGGCAUGCUCAUUUCCAUAUUUCCAUCCAUUUAAAGUUUAAUCUUGGGUACCUCUAGAUUAGCUUU